Phoenix dactylifera (date palm) is the source of this 1216-nucleotide messenger RNA. RefSeq names its product 3-hydroxyacyl-CoA dehydrogenase family protein. Gene Ontology annotation, molecular function: NAD+ binding; oxidoreductase activity, acting on the CH-OH group of donors, NAD or NADP as acceptor. Lineage: Eukaryota; Viridiplantae; Streptophyta; Magnoliopsida; Arecales; Arecaceae. Gene Ontology annotation, biological process: fatty acid metabolic process. The record is from RefSeq and is a predicted model, not a curated record.
AGGAUAAAUCAUGAUGAGAGGAAGAAGGGCCGGCCAUGGCGAUGCCGGAGGGGAUGGAGAAGAUCAAGGCGAUCGGGGUGAUCGGCGGAGGCCAGAUGGGGUCGGGUAUCGCCCAGCUUGCCGCCGUCGCGGGCUACGACGUCUGGCUCCACGACUCCGACCCCGGGGCACUCGGCCGAGCGGCCCAGGUCAUCUCCACUUCCAUUCGCCGCCUUGUCUCCAAGGGCCAGCUCUCCCAGCUUGUAGGUGCGGAUUCUAUAAAACGCCUGAAAUGUACCCCAAAUUUAGAAGAGCUUGCAGGUGCAGAUGUUAUAAUUGAAGCAAUCGUGGAGUCUGAAGACAUAAAGAAGAAAUUAUUUUCUCAACUUGACAAACUUGCAAAAGCUUCUGCAAUUUUGGCUUCUAAUACUAGCUCGAUCUCCAUUACUCGUCUUGCUUCUGCGACUAGUCGGCCAACACAGGUGAUAGGCAUGCAUUUUAUGAACCCCCCUCCUAUAAUGAAAUUGAUCGAGAUUGUGAGAGGAGCAGACACAUCGGAUGAGGUCUUUGCAAAAAUAAAAGCCUUGGCAGAAAGGUUUGGAAAGACUGUUAUAUGCUCCCAAGAUUAUCCUGGCUUCAUUGUCAACCGGAUCCUGAUGCCUAUGAUCAAUGAAGCAUUCUUUGCAUUAUACACAGGUGUGGCAACAAAAGAAGACAUCGAUACGGGGAUGAAACUGGGCACUAACCACCCAAUGGGUCCUUUGGAGCUUGCAGACUUCAUUGGCUUGGAUGUAUGUCUUUCAAUACUGAAGGUGCUUCAUGAAGGACUCGGAGACAGCAAGUACAGUCCUUGCCCACUCCUUGUUCAGUAUGUUGAUGCUGGUCGCUUGGGAAGGAAGCGAGGGAUUGGUGUGUAUACUUACCAGAAAAAGCUUGCAGCAAAACGAUCAUCCUCACUUUGAAAUUCUCGUGGAGGAUUAAAGUUAGAAAAAUAAAGGAACCUCGGGGGCAUGUCGGAGCCUGAACUGUGCUUGGGAAAGUUGCAGCUAGAGAUAUGUAAAUUUGGCUGAUAAUUCUGCUGAUAUGUUCCCACAAUAAUACUGGACCUUGGUGGGUUUUGUAUGUAUUACUCACAAAUCCGAUCAUCUGUCUGACUGAAAAUAAUAAUGGGGAACAUGUUGCUGUUUGCAUCUAUCUGGAAGGCAUUAAUGAAUACUCAAGUUAUCGGAAGAGAAAA